Molecule: messenger RNA, 4236 nt
Organism: Amoebophrya sp. A120
Lineage: Eukaryota; Dinophyceae; Syndiniales; Amoebophryaceae
Source: the annotation of a GenBank genome assembly
AAUACAACUACCCCAAAUAAACAAGCCCUCGAAAAAAGCUUCUAUCACAGUCCCUGAGCGGCAAAUGCUGACUGGGAUUGGGACCGGAGGGAAGAUCUUGUUUACGCAGAAGAUAUUCGAGGCGAGUGGACACGAUUUGGACGAUGGUCCACCUGACAGAGCUGCGUCUAGAAGUAGACAACAAGGACCAGCACAAGUGCAAGAUCGCGAGGUGUAUAGUGUGUUUCACGAUCAAGUCUGAUGGAAAUGCGAGCUGGUGGUCUUUUUUGAGAACAUGCUGCAAAAGAGGACUUACUGUACACCGUAGGUGUAAAGUAGGUCUACCUGAUGUAGAUGCUUCGUUUCAAUACUUUUACUGGCUUAUUCAAAACAGAUCCUCCUCCUCCACCGCGGUAUCCUACGCGGAGAAGAUCGUCCAAAACGUGCAGGAAAAUUUCUGUCGGCAUGUCACAGACAUUCCCUCGUUCGACCGUGAGCCACAGUUCACGUCGAAAUGGGAAGAAUGUAGGGCGGACAUGUACAACAAUAUUAAAGACUUUUACUCUGGCAGCGCAACAUCUACUGAAGACGUUGAACAAGAACCUCUACGCCCCUCCCCCAGCUCCCUGCUCAAUCCCUGCACGGCGCAGAAAAAAUCCAACGACUACCACCUCGCGCUCUACGAGGAUUUCCACCUGUCCGAUCGGGCGGUGGACAUGGAAUCCGAUGAAGGGCAGUCGUUCUUCUGGCGCUUCGUCACGCGAAAGUUUCGCCCGCACCACGGGCCGGGAAUUUUGUUUAACAGCACGCAUUAUCAAAUGCAAAAAUGUCUGGGUCUGGAAGAGUGGAACUUGUAAUGCUGUCUGCGGAUUCUGAAAAUAUCUGUGUUGCAUGAGCAGUAAGAGGAGUCAGCUCUUGGCACACGGAGAGGGCAUUUUUCAUGCGUAAUUAGCAUCAAGGCGCUCUCAAAAAAUCUGUGAUGCUAGCACCAGCAUCACAGACCUGAUGUGUCAUGCAAAAUGUGCAUGACAAGCCCCGACUCUUCCAGACCCAGACAUAAUUGCAGUUCAUACGCAUUGGAUCCAGCUGCAGAAACACAACCGCUGGUCGAAACCGCCAAACGAGCGGAUUGGAUGGUGGGGCUGCAAGCCGACGCUGCGAAACUUGACGAUAGACGAUGAAACAGGAGACCUCCUCGUCCCGGAUGAAACAUUAGAAGAUGCUGGUCCUCGACAAGUUAGUGAAGAUAAGUUUGCACCAACAAUCAAGAACGAACGAAGAGAAACUACAGAUCAAUCAGAAGAAGAAUUGGAAGUAACGACCGAAGCUGGUGCACGAAGUCGCCAAACGCCCCCGCAAACUUUCCUUCAGCAGAACAAACAGCAUUCCAAUUGCGUUGUCAACCUCAUCCGCGAGUUCCCCUUCGCGUUUGGACACUUCCUGAGCGACCUGCUGCCCGCGAUUCUGUGGACCAUGGAGUCUUUAGCCAGGAUACUGGUAAAGGUAAACGUAAAGGAAGUGAGAAGUGAUGAAGUUGUAGCAGACCACCCGAACAUGUCAACGACUCAAGAAAAUUUGAAAAUCGAGUUCCGGAUACUAGACGAGGGCAAACCAAACAGCAGGAUCUUCAGUAAAAAAGCUUCUCCCAACGGGGAGGACCACAACCACUACUACGGUGGGACAUUUGAAGAGGAUUCGCAAGAGGCGUCCAGGGCAGAGCCGGACGUUAAAGUAGAGAAUAUCCUCGAGAACUUCUCUGGUCUGGAAAAGUUAGUCCGCGAAAAUUUCCACCUGUUUCGACGGCAAAGAGCAUUUUUAGACGACGAAAGAAGAAGAAAAAGAAGUGAGAACAACGGAAACAAGCGGAAGCAAGAUGGAACAUCAAAAGCCGAGGAAAAAACCUCCAACUUCGAGUUCCCGCUCUUGCAGAUGUGUAACACUUUCGUGGUCCCGUGGAACCACUUGGCCAGGACGGUGUACGAGUUGCUACGGCAAAACCUGAAAAUGAUGUGGUCUGUUGCGAUAAAGGGUACUACAUCGUCUUCUACUUCUUCACAGGAGCCUGCUUCUUCUUCCCCGACAGUAGUGGACUCGCCCAUACACCGCCUGUUUCAUGGUGUAUACGACACGAACGAAGCAAUCACCCAUUCUCUCCUACUAUCCCACUCUGGCUCUUCCAUUUCCUCUUCAUCCCAUAAAAAUUCUGUCGAGAACAGCUUUCAAAAGAUCCUGCAAAACAUUCUCCACUCCAAUAUUAAGCUGAUUCCCUGGGAGGGCCCCAUGGUGGCUUUCUACGCGAAAUACUGGAUUAUUGCGGCGCCGAGCUACUGCGAAAACAUCGCUCCAACCUAUAACGCGGAAGUCAUGACCCCGCACGGAUCGAAACUGAUCUCGAAAUAUCUCAGCUACUUCACAAGCAGCAACCCUUUUGAUACGGCUUCUAUGCCGCAUCAAAGUAGAAGAACUGCUACCACUUCAAGAAGCGCAGCACGACCAAAGAUGUUGCCUGGAGAAGCAGAGGCACAAGCACGUCGACCCAACGAAAUGCAAAUACAAGCAAAUCACGGUGGGGGAGCACAACAACACGUCGACCAGCAACACAAACCUUCUCUCAACGUGGUUUUGAUCCAAAGGGAAGGGUCGGUGGAAACGAUGAAAAAGAAGGAGUACGCCUGGCACUUUCCGUACACGUUUUUGGUCCGUAGUUGGGUGGAGCAUCGGAUAUUUGUGAGAUUGGUCGAGCUGUAUAACCGAGGGAUUGCGAGGAGGUCGGAUAGGUUGCAGGAAUGCCAGUUGGAGGAGGAGGAUAUUUUUGACAUUUACUCGGCAGGGGAGGAGGACGAGAGUGUACAGGAACAAAUGCAAGAUGAAGAAACACAACUACAUGUUGAUCAAACUGUAGCAGCACGUGAUGAUGAUGUCACAGAAUCAACACUCUUGGCAAGCACAUCCACAUCCACUAGAGAAAAAAUUAUCAACACCCAUUUCGAAGCCGCGUUUGAGCUCUGUCAGAAACUUCUAGCGACGCUGGUGAAGCUAAACACAGAUGAGACAGCAUCAAAUGAGGACAGUUCUGUCGGUACCAGAGCUACUCCGGUUUUUGGAUCAACAACUCCACCGCGAAGCGACUCACAGGACGCGGAGGAGGCGGAAUUCUUUCUUGAAAACAAAAACGACUCGGUAGAAGAACCAUCGGAGAGCAGUAGUACCAGAGCGCAACUGACCACAGGAAGGGACUCAGAUAGUGCAACUACGCAACCCGGCACACCUGUUGCAACUACUCUUUCCCCCGAAAUAAAUCAGGAGAAAAACGCGAUGUACUUCAAACCCAUCAACCUCGUGAUUCAGAAUUUCACCAAUAUCGGCCUGCGCGAGUCUAUCGACCGGUUUGCGCAUGCGGAGGUCGUAUCAACUGCAAAUAUGUCUGGGUCUGGAAGAGUGUACACGUGUCACGCAGGUUUUCCAUGACCCAUGAGGUCUGGAAUGCGGGACCUAGCAUGGCAGACUCUGUGAGGUCUUUGUCAUGUCUAUCCUGCAUGAGAAACUCCCUGCUCCCAACUUGGUUGAGAGUGGACAGCUUUUGGCGCUCAUGCAAGACAGAAUUUUGCAUGAUUCGGAUUUAGCAUGACAAGUUCCAACCUCCCAGACCCAGACAUAUUUGCAUUUGAUAGGUCGCAAUUUACCCCUUCGGCUCCGCUAGCAGCAACGCGGCGUUUAUGCGCAGGUGGGGUGGAAUAAGUAGACCACCGGAACGAGCGGGAAUUACUGCGAAAGCAAACAGCAAUCUCCAUCCCUCCACGCGCACGCUCCCCCUCUGCGUGGAAUUUGUCGCCAGUGAGACGAGCAUGCCGGCGCGGGGGAAAAACGAAAUCGUGAAUGCGUUGGGGUUUGAGUACCUCCCCCUGGCGUACAACGAGAGUUACACCCACAGGCCGAUCUUCCUAGACCCUUUGCGGGUGUUUGCCGCGAUCCGGAGUAGGUUGGUGUAUUGAAACCAGUGAUUGAAGGACUUGGGGUGUAACAUGGGAGGUCAGAAGCGGUCUUCGACGUGUAGACGAGUGUGAUUGUGGUCAUCAUGCUACGUUGUUGACUGAUAAAAGCGUCAGUGAAUAGUCCACUUUUCAUCCUCCUGGAAAAGACUUUUCGAAAGUGCACAAGAUGUUGAUCACUUGCCAGCAUUUUCUUCUCAUUUUCAAACCCCGAGCAGUAGGGACUACUUGAAGAAAAACACUACACGAGCCGGAGCUUCAUUCAUUG